AUGAACACCCCAUCCGCAUCUGGACCAGGCACGCGCCUAAGAGCCAAAAAAGCCUGCGAGACAUGCAGGCUGCGCAAACGGAAAUGCGACGGGCGGCACCCAUGUGCUGCUUGCGUGCACUACGAAUACGACUGCGAAUAUGGCACCCAGCCGCGGAAGAGACCGGCACCGGGCUCCACGUCCGCAGCGACCGCGUCGUUCGUGCAGCCUGUAAUCCAGCAGUCGAGUCGCUCCGGGAGUGAUCCCGGGCUCAAUCAGGAACUUAUGGAAUCUACGUCGGGAACGGCAUUUCCUCAUCUCCUUGGGAUGAAGCUGAACCCGAAAGACGCGCCGGGAGUGCAUGGGUUUAGUUGGAAUUUGGGACCAAGAGGGGAUCCAGUUCUUCAGUUUACGAAUAUAACGGGACUAUUGACCGAGGAUGAGAUGGAGAGAUUGGCGGGAAUCUACUUGGAACAGGUCCAUCCAGUGUAUGCCGUGGUGGAAGCGGAUGUUCUCGCUAGGAAGAUUUCCCAGCGAUGGAAGAAAAUGGACAGUAUCGAUAGCUACGAUUCGGUGCUCUGCGGGGUUGCGGCGUUGGGAUCGCUGUAUUCCGGUCUCGAGGGCCAUGGAAGAGAGACUGAGAUUGUGCAGUGCGCUAAAGAGAUGCUUGAGGCCACCAGCGUCAUGAAUCGACCGCUGUUGCACCAUGCCACGGCCUGGGUCCUGCGGGUGAUUUAUCUCCGCAGUACGAGCUCCCCACAUGCCUCGUGGAUGGCUAGCUGUACCGCGAUGCAUAUCAUCGAGGCUACAGGGGUGCAUCAGGAUCCACAGCUAGGUUCCCUGGUAUAUUCGGAUACGCGCGACACCGGCGGCGAUGGCGAGACACUACGACGGCUGUUCUGGGUGGCCGUCACGCUCAACGCAUGGAUUGCCAACGAGUAUGGCCGGUCGCGCGUGUCCAUUCGGGGCGUAUCGUGCAAGCCUCCGUCGAUGAGAGACGGCGAUUUCACAGCUGAUUUGAUUGCCAUGUAUCAGAUAUCGCAGCAGCUGGAUCCCGAUCAUGUCAAUGAGCCGACAGAUCUGGUGGACUGUCUGGCACAAGUCGAGCAACUCUCCUUCAGUCAUGAUGCUUUGAAGCUGUCGCAGACUAAUCUGGCGCUAACCAUAUAUCGGCGACUACGCGUUUCCUCAAUCAGUACCUCCAACAAGGUGUUGGGUCGCAUUAUUGACUUUGGCGCGAUGGGACUGCGCGCGGCCGUGAGGCUGGCAGAGGCUCGCUGUCCCUGGUGGCAUGUAGCUAAUGUCCCUUUCCAGGUGGUUUGCACCCUACUGGCGAUGGAUACGCGAGAGUCCCUGUCGGGCGUGGGCGAUGCGAUGCGAUCUCUCAAGACGGUUGCGCAAUGCUUCCGGACGUCGCACAUUCAGCGUGCGGUCGAUGUGGCCGAGUCCCUUGUCCGUCUGUCACGACGAAACAAGGAGAGAGAUCUGGAUGUUCUCAAGGAUGGAUUGCAGGAGGGAAAUGUUCUCGAUGAGCCGAGCCAGACCAUGUGGUUGACGGAGGAGACGAUCGGAGGGAAUGUUGAGGUGGAUUGGGAUGCUUUCUUGGCGGAUAUUUCACUGUUUGACAACAGUGCUCAAGUUGGGUCGCCAUAUCAGUGA
Molecule: messenger RNA, 1638 nt
Organism: Aspergillus tanneri
Lineage: Eukaryota; Fungi; Ascomycota; Eurotiomycetes; Eurotiales; Aspergillaceae
Exons: 1
Coding region: 1-1638 (545 amino acids)
Biological process (GO): response to xenobiotic stimulus; DNA-templated transcription; regulation of DNA-templated transcription
Molecular function (GO): zinc ion binding; DNA binding; DNA-binding transcription factor activity, RNA polymerase II-specific
Source: RefSeq, a predicted model, not a curated record